AAGAUACUCUCAACCUUGUAGCCUUGCGCCAAAGCACUCACCCGUCCCGAACUUCGCUUUUUCUCUUCCCACGCACACUCACCAGACACAUUUUCUUCUCAUCGGAACAUUUGAAGCAAACGGCCAACGGCCGACGGAUCAACCACCGCCGAGACAUCAGCACCAUGACCUCCUCAGCAACUCUUGAGUGGUUCAUCGAACAGGGCGACGCUGUCAGAUGGUCGACGCAGCCGUUCGCCGCCACAAUAAGUGGCAUGAUCGAGACAGGCCUGCACGAAUGGGGCUUUGUCAUCUACCGCUGCGCCUACGGCGACAACGAAGAGUGGAAGCGGUUCAUGAAGUACUUUGAGGACGACUUCAUGCGCGGCCUGGAGACUUUCGGCGGCGACGCAGUGCUGCCGCAGUAUGCCAAGUGGACAGUCAUCGAGGACAAGGAGGCCCUUGACAACGCCUCCAUCGACACGGUCCGGGCAAAGUUUGUGGAAUGGCGCGACACGCACAAUGUGGCACGCCAGCAGCACUGGGUCAAGAAGGUCAUGCCGCUGCCCACAGACGCGCCCAACCGCCUCCCGCGGUUCACAUACUGCAUCUACGUCGACCAAAAGUGCCUCAACACGCUCCCGGCCUUUGCAGAGAACUUCCCGCCGGCCCAUCGCUACGCGCCUGUGCCUCCCCUCGUCGUGGCGCUGAUCGAUGGCGACUACGACGAGAGCCUCUAUGUCCGCGGCGGGCCACGCGCCGCGCCCGACGAGGAGGGCCAGUACCCGGAGGUCGACGGGCACACCUGCAAGUACGUGGGCUGGCAGUACGUGCAGGUGAAGUAUCUGUCGACUCAUUACGACAAGCUGGACUCGCGCCUGUUGGAUGGGCCGGAGUAUAGGCGGCCGCCGAAGAUUGCUCCGCUGGGGUAUGACGCGGUGACGGAAAACGGGGUACUCAAGAACGCAUAGUCAUUAUCAUUGAUUAAUUAUUGUAUCUAUCUAUUAGAACAAAUGAUAGGUUAUCGUGGGUUACAUGCUUGCGGGCCGUCUAGGUUUUAUAACUACAUCUUGAUGUCCGACGAGUAUUAGAAUGGUACUUGAGAGCAGUCCCUCUAGACUGAACUGAA
Diaporthe batatas is the source of this 1108-nucleotide messenger RNA. RefSeq lists its product as uncharacterized. The transcript is spliced from 2 exons. Lineage: Eukaryota; Fungi; Ascomycota; Sordariomycetes; Diaporthales; Diaporthaceae. The coding region runs from base 165 to 950 and encodes 261 amino acids. The record is from RefSeq and is a predicted model, not a curated record.